This is a messenger RNA of Bipolaris oryzae ATCC 44560, 711 nucleotides long. RefSeq lists its product as uncharacterized. The transcript is spliced from 2 exons. Bases 1 to 711 code for a protein of 236 amino acids. The record is from RefSeq and is a predicted model, not a curated record. Lineage: Eukaryota; Fungi; Ascomycota; Dothideomycetes; Pleosporales; Pleosporaceae.
AUGCGCUAUGCGAGAUCCAAAUCUGGGCAGCUAUCCAGUGUUCUGAGCAACGUUCCGUCCCGCUGCCAUGGAAAACCUCGGGACGGGAGUUGUCGCCAGCGAACCAUCUGCUUGGACACCAGAGGAGCGCUUAGCGACAUUCCAGAUGCGAGCAUCAUCGAUAUUUACCGUUGUCACUCGGCCCGCUCAUGUCAUUCAUUGCGGCCCGUUGCUGAGGAGUUACUAGACCCGAUGCUUAUCCGUGUGCAAGACAUGUUUUGUGUUGAGAAAUUACAAAAGUGGUCUAAGCACGGGGGUGACGCCAUGGAGAUGAUAGCGCAAAGCGAUCAUGCAAACUCUUGUCGCGGUCCCAAGGUGCGCAGAAAGCCAAGGGCGGAUGUGAUCCGUGAGGUUUGUGUUGCUUGUUGCAAACUUGCAGGAUCAAAAAGUCUCCAGGCGAGCUUCGGACAUCCGAUCAAUGCGGACCCUGGAAAACAUCCAGCCCAUUGCGCAAUUCAGGUGUCAAUCUUAUCCAAGACACCUGUAGAGGGAUCCGAGAGCCGGGUACGACCACACGUUCGGGCUAAAUACCAAGGAACCUUGGGCGCCGUCCACUCGGCUUGGCUGAUGGAACGUUCAAGGCAAUGUCGUAGAUAUGCCCGCCCCAGUGGUGCCACAUCCCAAGAAACCCCAGCAGAUGAUUUGGCUAAUCCGAGUGGCUCGAUCGUCUAG